GCAUUACGACACCUACAGUCGGAGUUGACUCGGAGUCGAUCGCGUUUACCGUGAAUAAUCAACACUCAAGCAAAUAAUAUCCCCGGGAUUUUCAAACGCGGCCGGGGAGAUAUUUCCACCAUAAGUAGUUCCGAAACCGUACGAAGAAAUUCAAAGUUAAUUCUAACCAGUGACAAUAGCCCCUAGAAACGUUAAAUGCACCGAGACCAAGUGCCUUCAUGCUCAUCUACGAUCACAAGGCCAAUUCGAGACGAGCGUUCUGGCUUGCACUAUACUGCAUCCGACGAUGGCCGUCAGUGACCAACGUCCGCGUUGCGACAGCUUACACUCGGUUUGGCAGCGAAACUCCUAACAACGAAUAGAGAUAUAUAUAUUCCACGCAAGUGAGACCCGUUAAAGAUCCAGUGCGUCGGUGAAAAGUGCCCUGCAACCGUGCGAGUGCAGCUAGGUGCAUCGAAAAAAAAGGAAAAAUAGUAGCACACGUGGAGGGUAUUCUGGAGAGAAAAUGCGCCCUGUACUUUCGCUCAUAAAUCCCAAAGCCGCGAGGUGUACUGCACGAUGCAAAACAUUCGCAACUUUUCCCGUCAGUAUGGACCGGAAAGAUGACAUCAAUUUAACAUGGAAUAACGCACGACCCUACACGGAGAUCCCUGGACCGAGAUCCCUCCCUGUGAUUGGCAACGUCUUGAAGUUCAUCCCUUACAUUGGUGAAUAUGGCGAUUUGUCGCUCUCGGAUCAGCUGGAUACGAUGCAUCGCCAAUUCGGAAAUAUCGUUAAAUUGGAGGGGAUUGGUAACAGACGAGACGUAGUGUUACUAUUCGACGCCGAUCUCUGCGAAAAGAUGUACAGAAUCGAAGGACAAUGGCCAUUGCGAAUAGCUAUGGAAACGUUGACGCAAUAUAGGAAGGAGCGGAGCGAGACUUAUAAAGGCCAUUUUGGCUUGGCCGUAAGCCAGGGUGAGGACUGGCAUAAAUUUCGCUCGAGGGUAAAUCAACACAUGAUGCAACCUCGCACGAUCAAACCACACGUGGACCAAGUAAACUACGUGGCCGAUGACUUUCUGGUUAAGAUUAACAAACUGAGGGACAAAACCACUAUGGAACUGCCCGAGACGUUCAACAACGAAUUGUACAAGUGGGCCCUCGAGUCCAUGUGUGUGAUCGCAUUGGAGCAUCGCAUGGGAUGUCUCGAAUCCAAUCUAUCUCCACACUCGGAGCCUCAACAAAUGAUAGAUGAUGUGCACACAAUGUUCGACCUGUUCUAUAAACUAGAAGUCCUCCCUUCCUUAUGGAAAGUGUACCGGACCCCGAAUUUGAAGAAAUUGUUCAGCACUCUCGAUAACAUCAACCGAAUCAUCAUCAGACACGUAAAUGCUGCAAGUGAACGACUUCGGAAUUCUUCGGUAGAGGACAAACAAAAUCUCAGCAUGUUGCAGAGACUUUUGAGCAUCGACGAACAAACGGCAUACGUAAUGGUCAUGGACAUGCUAUUAGCUGGCAUCGACACGACGAGCAACAUGGCAGGGAUAUUGCUCUACCACAUGGCGACGAACCCGGAAGUGCAGGAAAAGCUGCGAGAUGAAAUUUGCACUGUUUUGCCAGAAAAGUCGAGUCCGGUGACGUUUAAGGCGUUGACCGAGACUACAUACCUUAAGGCUUGUCUGAAAGAGUCGCUCAGGAUAAUGCCCAUUGCGAUAGGAAGUCUAAGGACGAUGCAAAAUGACGUUGUCAUCGGUGGAUGCCAAAUUCCGAAAGGAGUCGACGUGUUGGCCUGUCACUCGACGUUGUCGCGAGAUGAAAGGUACUUCCCAAAUCCAGAAAUGUUUAUCCCGGAAAGAUGGCUCCGAGAUAAUGCCAGCGGAUUAUCGGCAAAAACGGCUCACCCUUUCGCGUACAUGCCAUUCGGCUUCGGCCCUCGCAUGUGCAUCGGUAGGAGAUUUGCCGAGUUGGAAAUAGAAACACUAGCGAUGAAGGUAAUACGAAAUUUCAAGUUAGAAUGGGACAGAGGACCGCUGCAAAUCAAGAGCCGCUUCAUCAAUACGAUAAACUCUCCUUUGCAGUUAAAGUUAAUAGACGUGUAAAAUAUUUAAUUGCUGUGCAUCUAGUGCAUCGUGGGAAGCACAUAUAAACGAGGUGCGUAAUGCACGUAAUGUCUAAUCAGACAAGAGACGAGACCUUUAUAAAAGCGCCAACUCAUUAUAAAAGUCGUUUAAUAUCCGUGA
Orussus abietinus is the source of this 2221-nucleotide messenger RNA. Its product is annotated as probable cytochrome P450 301a1, mitochondrial. NCBI's taxonomy places the organism in Eukaryota, Metazoa, Arthropoda, Insecta, Hymenoptera, Orussidae. The transcript is spliced from 9 exons. Gene Ontology annotation, cellular component: mitochondrial inner membrane. Gene Ontology annotation, molecular function: monooxygenase activity; heme binding; oxidoreductase activity, acting on paired donors, with incorporation or reduction of molecular oxygen. The coding region runs from base 506 to 2080 and encodes 524 amino acids. Gene Ontology annotation, biological process: cellular response to peptide hormone stimulus; cortisol metabolic process; glucocorticoid biosynthetic process. The record is from RefSeq and is a predicted model, not a curated record.